Microtus ochrogaster (prairie vole) is the source of this 939-nucleotide messenger RNA. RefSeq names its product olfactory receptor 7E24-like. Bases 1 to 939 code for a protein of 312 amino acids. NCBI's taxonomy places the organism in Eukaryota, Metazoa, Chordata, Mammalia, Rodentia, Cricetidae. The transcript has a single exon. The record is from RefSeq and is a predicted model, not a curated record.
AUGAUGAAAAUAAAAAUGCAAAAUAUCACACAUGUUUCAGAAUUCUAUCUUCUGAGAGUCUCUGAUGAUCCAGAACUGCAGCCCAUUCUCUGUGGAUUGUUCCUGUGCAUGUACCUGAUAUCAGUCCUUGGGAACCUGCUCAUCAUCCUGACUGUCAGCUCUGACUCCCACCUCCACACUCCCAUGUACUUUUUCCUCUCCUUUCUGUCCUUGGCUGACAUUGGCUUCAUUUCUAGCACAGUCCCCAACAUGGUCGCAGACCUUCAAAUCCACAGUUCAGUCAUAUCCUAUGUGGGCUGCCUGACACAGAUGUCUCUUUUUGUCACUUUUGCAUGUAUGGAUAGUAUGCUUCUGACUGUUAUGGCGUAUGACAGAUUUGUUGCCAUCUGCCACCCCCUGUAUUAUACAGUAAUUAUGAGCCCCUUUCGCUGUGGUAUCCUGGUUUUAGUGUCAUUGUUAGCGAGCCUUUUUGAAUCCCUGCUUCACAAUUUCAUUGCCUUACGACUUAAAUGUUUCAAAGAUGUGGAAAUCACUAAUUUCUUCUGUCACCCUUCUCAACUUCUAAAUUUAGCCUGCAACAACACGUUUAAUAAUAGCAUUCUCAUGUAUGUUAUUGGUAUCAUACUUGGUGUUUUUCCCUUAUCAGGGAUCCUAGUCUCAUACUUUAAAAUAAUUUCUUCUAUCCUGAGAAUCACCUCUCCAGGAGGAAAGUAUAAAGCCUUCUCCACCUGUGGGUCUCACCUAGCGGUGGUGUGCUUAUUUUAUGGAACCGGGCUUGGGGAGUAUUUUGGUUCUAUUUUGUCUCUCUCUUCUGGAAACAAUGUGGUGGCCUCAUUAAUGUACACUGUGGUCACUCCCAUGCUGAAUCCCUUCAUCUACAGUCUGAGAAAUCAGGACAUUAGCAGUUCCCUAAAAAGGCUCCACUUUUGUGUUACUUAA